Lactuca sativa (garden lettuce) is the source of this 956-nucleotide messenger RNA. It is a transcript of the gene SKIP5, whose product is annotated as SKP1/ASK-interacting protein 5. The record is from RefSeq and is a predicted model, not a curated record. Lineage: Eukaryota; Viridiplantae; Streptophyta; Magnoliopsida; Asterales; Asteraceae. Gene Ontology annotation, molecular function: protein binding.
AAUGUUUCAGUUAUACACUAAAAUAUUACAGGCGUAAGAAAACUGUUUAAGGCGGUGGUUGCUUCUUCUUCGCCACCGCUCCGAGAGGAUACCCCAUUUUACAUGGACGAGAACAAGCAAAAGUGCAGCCGCUCCUCAACGCACUCAUCUUCUCGUUUUUCUCAUGUAAACAAUCUGGAUGAUGGUUGUUUGAUGCAUAUCUUCAGCUUCUUAUCUCCAAUCCCAGAUCGGUAUAACACAGCCCUCGUUUGCCACAGAUGGCUUUUCUUGGCAUGUCAUCCUGGCCUCUGGUUGCGAGUUGACCGGGCGGUCAAAGGGUUAAAAGAACCUGGCGUUUUUCCAAGCAUCGAAGAAGCUGUUUCUGCUGCAAGGCCAGGGGACACGAUAUUGAUUGGAGCAGGAGGGUUUCAUUCUGCUUCGAAUAUUCAAAUAAAAAAACCAUUGUGCUUGAUUGGAGGAGGUGACCUCCCUGAUGAUACCACACUCCUAUGCUCUCGAGGAUCUGACAGCGCUUUGGAGUUUCUAUCAACGUGCAAAUUGGCAAACCUAACCGUAAAAGCAGAACUCGGCUGCUGUUUGCUUCACAGAAGCGGUAGACUGAUAAUCGAAGACUGUAAUCUCCAAUGCGAGUCCAACCCUUUAGACUAUCUCUCCUAUGCCAUUAUCACCACCGCUGGCGGCGGCUGUGGACCACCACCACCGCCUUCUGCCACCAAGAUAACUGGCGGUGAUAGUGUGUCCGUUUCCCAAACUCGAAUCAUGGGCGGUGCGAAAGCUGUUUUGACUAGCGGCACACUCGCGUUGCAGCAAGUCCGUGUUAUAUAUGCACGCACAUCUAUGUGUUUCUGGUUCAAUGUGGUUCAUCAAUUAUAGUGAUAUAUCAUUUAUAUACCGACAUAUGUUGUAAAAUAAUUUCGUUAGUGGAAUGACAAUUAAUAGCAACAUAUUUAUAUUUA